This is a messenger RNA of Brettanomyces bruxellensis, 1041 nucleotides long. RefSeq lists its product as uncharacterized. Gene Ontology annotation, molecular function: protein binding. The transcript has a single exon. NCBI's taxonomy places the organism in Eukaryota, Fungi, Ascomycota, Pichiomycetes, Pichiales, Pichiaceae. The record is from RefSeq and is a predicted model, not a curated record. Gene Ontology annotation, biological process: protein folding in endoplasmic reticulum. The coding region runs from base 1 to 1041 and encodes 346 amino acids. Gene Ontology annotation, cellular component: EMC complex.
AUGACGAUUCUUGACAUUAAAGAAACCUUAUUGAAUUACUGUCGAACAAACCGCCAUCUAGAUUUACCUCCGAAUGAAUUAUCUGACUUAUACCGGAUUUGUUCAUAUUUUGUGUCCAGUUCCAAGCAGUAUGAAAAAUUAGAUAAAAUUGACAAGAACAGCCUUUUGGCUUUGUUGUUACAGGUUCAGCUAUUGACCUGUCAUGACAUAGAGGCCAAGACAACAUUAGAGCGUUUAGCGGAUUUGGUAAAUGAUGCUGAUCUCGUCAAUGGAGAAUCGCAGUGGCUCAUAAAUUGGAGAAGCAUCUAUCUUCAGUGUCAGAUAAAGGCUAAAAAAAGUGAAGAGGGUGAACAAGAAAUUAAAAUGCGGCAUGUGUUCUAUUACUUAAGCACCGCUUCAGAGAAAUUGUUGAAGUCUGUGAACAGAAAGGUAGCAUCUUCAUUAGGGGGUGCAGGAGACCCAGAAAAACUUAAGCAUCAAGAAGAUUUAUACGUUUUGAGAAAAAGGCGGGCCUCUCUAUAUGCUUGUAGUAUGGAUACGCGCAAAGAGUACGUUCAGAAGCUACAAGAACUUGUUGAUCAAAGACCUUUAGAUUAUGAAGUGUGGUGCGAAUUGGCAGAAGUAUAUAUAGAAAAUGGUGAAUUACAGAAGGCGCAUUGCUGUUAUCAGGAGGUCCUAACGGGUAUCCCACUUGCAUAUAACAUUUGGGCUCGACUGGGUGAAAUAUCUCUACUUUCGGGAAAACUAUCAGCAAAGAAAGCAUCCUCGAAAAAGAAGAUGGGAAAUGAAGUUGUCACUUCUUUGAAAGAUGCUGUGAUGUACUUCUCACGAUCCGUGGAAUUAUGCGAUCUUUAUCCUCGAGGAUGGUGUGGCUUGUAUGUGUCCUUAACGAGGUUGGGCAGUUUAGAUAUUGAAGCUUCGAAAACUUCAAGCAAGCUCUUGGUUUUGGCAAAGAAAAAACUCAACGAAAUGGUGGAGGCAAAAAUUGUCAACACAUCCGAGAUCGAAAGCAUCAAAUGGAUUCUUAAAAGCAUUAAUUAG